AUGGACGCUUGCCAAGCCAAAAUAGAAAGAAAAUACAACCAUCAAUUUGUGACCUACGAGGAACUACGCCAAUGGUCCAUCUCAAAUAUAAAUCGAUUCUGGGAGGAAGUGUGGGAUUUCACUGGCAUCAAGGCCUCAGUGCCCUUUACUAAGGCUGUCGACGAAACCGCUCCCAUGUUCCCCCGCCCUGCCUUUUUCCAACAUGCCAGACUGAACUUUGCCGAGAAUCUUCUCUACCCAAAAUGCAAUCCGAAUGAGAACUCCUUCGCCGUGAUCGAGGCUAAUGAAAAUUCGCGAGGGUACGUAUCGUGGCGUGAGCUCCGGGAGCGGGUGCGAGAACUGUCAGUAGCAUUGCGAAACCUAGGGAUCAAGGAAGGAGACUGUGUAGCUGCAUAUGUUGCCAAUCAUUGCAAUGCCUUGCUAGCGAUGCUUGCUACGACUUCCAUAGGUGCUAUUUGGACCGCUAUUUCUCCUGACACUGGUACCCAUGCGGUGCUGGAUCGAAUCCAGCAAAUCCAGCCCGUAGUGCUGUUUGCUGACAACGCGGUGAUGUAUAAUGGUAAGGUGCAUGAGGUCCACGACAAGUUGAAAGACAUUGCCCAAGAACUAACUCAACUGAGGGCUUGUGUGGUGUUUGAAACCAUUCCUGGUCAUGAGAUUGAUCUUCAAGACAUCUCAGUCGCUCAUGGGAAAGCUUGUAGCCAUUCUGAGUUUGUUCAAUCAGCAUCAGAUGAAGCCAAGCUUGAAUUCGUCCAGCUUCAGCCAGACCACCCAGUGUACAUACUGUAUUCAUCAGGAACCACGGGAAAGCCUAAAUGCAUUGUUCACGGUGCGAUUGGCACGUUGAUCCAACAUAAAAAGGAACAUGAUAUCCAAUGUGAUAUCCGGCCGGGAGAUCGUCUAUUCUAUUUCACCACUUGUACGUGGAUGAUGUGGCAUUGGCUUGUAUCCGGCCUGGCGACUGGUGCUACCCUCGUUCUCUACGAUGGGUCUCCAUUUCGACCGUUGGGCCCUAAAGGUAGCGGUGACCUCGCCAUGCCUCGUUUGAUCGAAGAGCUUGGCAUAACCCACUUUGGUACGAGUGCAAAGUAUCUCUCGCUGCUCGAACAAAGGAGUGUCAUGGCGAAUCAAAAAGUAAACCUGAAGACCUUGAAAGCAAUAUACAGCACAGGAAGUCCUCUGGCUCCUUCCACCUUCGAGUUUGUCUACAAGGCUUUCGGCCCAGACAUCAAUCUUGGAAGCAUCACAGGUGGAACGGAUAUCAUCUCUCUUUUCGGAGCGCCCUCCCAGAUCUCGCCUGUCUUUGCAGGUGAAAUCCAAGUACGAGGCCUCGGAAUGGCUGUGGAAGCCUGGGACUUCGAAGGCAAGGAUGUCACCAACUCUGGCGAACCUGGGGACCUGGUCUGCGUUAAAGCUUUCCCUUGUCAACCAGUCAUGUUCUUCGGUGCUGAUGGCGAAAAGGUGUAUAAGAAGAGUUAUUUCAAGGUGUUUCCUAACGUCUGGCAUCACGGUGAUUUUGUUCGAUUCAACCCACGGACAGGCGGUUUAAUCAUGCUUGGACGCAGUGAUGGCGUCCUGAAGCCCGCUGGAGUAAGAUUCGGCAGCUCGGAGAUCUACAAUGUUAUUUUGAAGCAUUUUUCGGAGAUCGAAGAUGGUCUCUGCAUUGGCAGGAGACGAGAAGGUGAUACUGACGAGACUGUUGUCCUCUUUCUGAGGUUGGCUCGAGGGGCAAAGUUCUCAGGCGAGCUCAGGGAGAAGGUCAAAUCAGUCAUACGGAAAGAGCUUAGUGCAAGACAUGUACCAGGGGUUGUCGAUGAAUGCCCAGAGGUUCCAGUCACUAUCAACGGCAAGAAGGUCGAGGUUGCUGUCAAGCAAAUUCUAUGUGGCACCAACGUUAAGACGUCUGCAUCGGUUGCGAACGCCGAUUGCCUUGAUUGGUAUCGUCGCUGGAAUGCAGACCACCAUGGCUGA
Molecule: messenger RNA, 1971 nt
Organism: Letharia columbiana
Lineage: Eukaryota; Fungi; Ascomycota; Lecanoromycetes; Lecanorales; Parmeliaceae
Exons: 4
Coding region: 1-1971 (656 amino acids)
Biological process (GO): lipid metabolic process
Cellular component (GO): cytosol
Molecular function (GO): acetoacetate-CoA ligase activity
Source: RefSeq, a predicted model, not a curated record